AUGACUUCUGUGGUGGAGUCUUCUACCACAAUAGAUGAUGAAUCAACGUCGACUACAUUAAAACGACGUCGAUCAUCAACUACAAUUCCAAAUGAGACAGACACGGACGAAAUGCCGUUUAAACGCGUUCGUUCUUCAUCUUCUUCUACUAAUCAGUUACCAUCCGAUACAAAUACCCUUCCAUCCAUGUUCACAUGUCUUAAUAACAUAGUUCAAUGUCAUCGUAAUCUAGUUCGCGACUAUGUAAAUUUACAAAUGUGUGAUCGUCCUGAUUUAUCAUUAGAUGAACAACGUUUUAUUCAAGCUGAAGAAGAUCUUAUUGAGAAAGUUGAAAAGAAUCUCCAUGAUAUUAAUCAUGUACCAUCGACGCCACCUUCACGAAACGGUAAACGUCAACGAUACCAAUCGAUGAAUUCCACAAGUCAAUCUGUUGAUCGUGUUAAACAUGAAACACUUAUCUUAAAGCGAAUAGAUGAAUUAAAAGCUGAUGGUAAAUGGACGAAUCAACGUUUAGCGAAAUGUUUAGAGCCAAACAAACGUAAAACACAUUGGGAUUACCUGCUCGAUGAAAUGCGUUGGUUAGCUGAAGAUUUCGAACUAGAGAAACGUUGGAAACAAGCAAUGGCAAAGAAGCUUUCUCUAGCGGUUCUCAAAUAUUUUCGCGAUAAACAAAACCUUGAACAGCAACAACAACACGACGAAAUCAAACAUUUACGUAAACAUGCACAAUUUGCAUGCCGAGAAGUAAUGCAUUUCUGGAAAAAUAUCCAUAACAUCGCUGAAUAUAAAGCAAUAACACGUACACAACAACUAAGGAAAUAUCAGUUAGAUUUACCUUUGAAUAUCAGUGUCGAUCAACCAGAGAAAUAUUCUGAUUGGCUGGUACAAUCAUUGAGAAAUUCGGCUGUGCCACAUUUAAACAAUGAAAUCGACAUGGAUGAAGAGACCGAUGAUGAAGAAACUAUUGAACGUGAGGAACAAAACGAACCAGAUGAAUAUGAUUUGAAUGAAUUACAAGAAUUAAAAGAUGGUCAAGAAGAAUCGCUUGACACUCUAUUGAAACGUCACUAUGGAAUUGAUCUAUUAGAUUCAUCAAUGGAAAAUGCAGACAAUAAUUUCGAUGAUGGUCAAUUGUGUGAAGUACUUGAUGAUGAACUCGACGAACAAGAUCCUCCAUCAAAUCAAGAACCAAUUACAACCGAGAAACAAGUGGAAGAUCUUGCAUCAGCAGCUCAAUCAUUACAACCAACAGGUCUCACACUCCAGACAACUUCAGUUAACAUACCGGUGCCUUUUCUGCUUAAACAUUCAUUGAGAGAUUAUCAACAUGUGGGUUUCGAUUGGCUAGUUACAUUCUAUGAACAUAAACUCAAUUGUAUAUUAGCUGAUGAAAUGGGUUUAGGUAAAACAAUUCAAACCAUUGCCUUGCUUGCACAUUUAGCGUGUAAAAAAGGCGUUUGGGGUCCACAUUUAAUCGUUGUUCCAACGAAUGUUAUGCUUAAUUGGGAAUUAGAAUUGAAGAAAUGGUCUCCUGCAUUUAAAAUUUUGACUUAUCAUGGUUUCAUAGAAGAGUGUCAAGAAUGGACAAAUGUGAAUGCAUUUCAUAUUUGUAUUACAUCAUAUAAACUUCUUCUGCAAGAUACAAAACUUUUUCAACGAAAACAAUGGAAAUAUCUCAUUCUAGACGAAGCACAAAAUAUUAAAAAUUUUCAAUCACCACGAUGGCAAACAUUGUUAAACAUUCAUUCCCAACGUCGAUUAUUAUUGACUGGCACACCCUUACCAAAUUCAUUAGUAGAGUUGUGGUCGCUGAUGCAUUUUCUAAUACCAAAUUUACUUGCAUCACAUGAAGAUUUUCGUGAAUGGUUUCCAGAUUCGUCAACAGAAACGGAUGAUUCAAUAAUAAAGCGUUUGCACAAGACUUUAAGUGCGUUUGUUUUACGUCGUUCGACAAAUGAUGUGGAAAAACAACUGCCGAAUAAGCAUGAACAUAUUCUAAUGUGCCGUUUAUCGGAAAGACAAAGAGAAUUAUAUGAAAAUUUCAUUCAAUGUCAGUCAACACGUGAUACUAUUCAACAGGGGUCUUAUGUGUCUAUGAUGAAUAUACUUAUGCAAUUAAGGAAAGUUUGUAAUCAUCCAGAUCUAUUUGAACCAAGACCAAUCAUUUCACCAUUUGUAUUUCAAAAGCAUUCGAUUACAUGUGAUGUACCAACAUUAGUUACUGACCUUCGAUUCAAAAAUCCAUAUUUAGCCUUGAAUUCUUCGCGUAAUGAUGCAUUCUUUAGUUAUCGAAUUCAGUUUGCUUUACAAGCAACUAGAGAGAUGAUUAUGAACGCGAUCAACCACUUGAAUACGGAUGAUAUGGAUGAUGAUCAUCAUCUUCCGCGAAUCCAAUUAACAACAGAUAUUAUCGAACGAUAUAGAGAUGGAUCAGCAUGGUUUCAGACCAAUGGGAAGCUAAGAAAUCUUCGCACUCGUUCCAGGAUGAAACCAAGACUGUUAAUUGAAAGGCAAUUUCCAUCGGAUGAAAUAUACGAUGAGAUUUGUAAACAACGUGAAGAAGAACGUUUGACUCGUUAUGAAUUCUUAUGUGAAAUUAAUGCAGAACGAUGUCAAAAUUGUCCAUUAUAUGGUUCUGAUCUUCUUCAACAAAUUGAAUCAGUCAUGCAUCCAUGCUAUUCCUCAAAUCGAACGAUAUUCAAUGGUUAUGCAUUAUGUCAACAUGUUCAUCAAAGUUUAACAACGAUAAAAGAUUAUAUGUCAAUGACAAAUGCACUUCGAGCAUUAAUUAAACCGAAUCGAGAUAGGUUAGAUGAAUUGAAAGAUAUACUCGAUCGAUUUAUCCUGUGCACAGCACGUGUAUUAGCUUUUCCCGUUGAGUUGUCUCGACUGAAUGGAAUUUCUCAAACAACAAAAGCGACGACUGAAAAACCUUUAAUUGAAGUUCUAUCUUCGAUUGAUUUCGAUGUUCUCUCAUCAAUGAACGAUAUACAACAAAAUAUGCUACUACAAUUUCCUGAACGACAAUUGAUUGAAUAUGAUUGUGGAAAAUUACAAACACUUCAUCAGUUACUUUCUGAUUUCAAACAAAACGAACAUCGUUGUUUAAUUUUUACUCAAAUGACCAAAAUGCUCGAUAUUCUCGAAAGAUUUUUGAACUACCAUGCUUAUACAUACGUACGACUAGAUGGAACAAUGCCUGUCCUACAAAGACAAUUAUUGAUAGAACGAUUCAAUAGUGAUAACAAGAUCUUCGUUUGCAUUCUAUCGACACGUGCAGGAGGGAUUGAUGGGAAUUUAACCGGUGCUGAUACAGUUAUUUUUUAUGAUUCGGAUUGGAAUCCAAUAAUGAACGCCCAAGCACAAAAUCGAUGUCAUCGAAUUCGACAGGUGAAAGACGUCCAUAUUUAUCGACUCAUCAGUGAAAACACAGUGGAAGAAAAUAUCUUGCAAAAUGCCAAUCAAAAACAUUUACUCGGUGAUAUCACUGUCGAUGAUCGUAGUUUCGAUAUCAGUUAUUUUCAAAAGAAUCAUAUUCGUCAAUUAUUCGGUCAAUCAGUUGACGCUAAUCGAUCGUUGAGCACAACUGACGAAGAUCUAACUGCGACACAAUUUCAAGAAGCUAUUGCUUCAGUCGAAGAUGAAUCAGAUCGUCAAGCUGCUGAUGAAUUAAUCAAUGAAAUGAUAAACAAUAUGCAUGAAUUCAAUGAAGGAGAAACAAAUGAAGAACAAAUAACUGACAAACAACAUCAACGACAAAUGGACGAAGUUGAAGAAGAAUUACAAACACUUGAUGAUCAGCUUCGACCGAUUGAACGAUAUGUGUUACGUUGUUUGGAAACCAAUCGUGACGAAUAUGAUUUGACACAAAUGAAUUUUAAUAGCCAUUUUGAUACAGAUCAAAUUCGAAAAGAUUGGCAUUCAUCACGUUUGAAAGCAUUGAAAGAAGAAGAAGACAAACAACUUGAACAAGCAGAUGAUGAAAAGAUGUAUACAUAUGCACGGGACAACGAAAGAAAGAUUUGGGUUACGGAAGAUGGACAGAUGUUUGAGAUAUGGUGUGGUAUUAUAAUGAAGUAUUCAGCAGAUGAAGAUCAGGAAUUCUACAAUGAUGAUGAGCUUGAUAUUGGUUAUGAACAUGAAGCAAUGCUUAUCGAAUCAGAAGAAUACGUUCGGUUCCCAUUACCAAAAGCACUUGCUAAUGCAACGAAUGUGUCCAAAAUGGAUACGAAUAUUCUUGUGCCACGUUCGCUGUUCGAUCGAUCGAAUUUACUGCUCAAUACUCAGUCAUCCUCGUUAUCAACAAAUACAUUAAACAAACCAAAACAAACACCAACAAAUAAUAAAAUCUUUCCAGCAAAUGUUACCACUCCAACAACACCACCACAAGCAAAUACCAAAGCUCGUCAAUUGUAUGUUAACAAUGGUACAACCACAACUCCACUGCCGAAUACUUCGAAUUCGAACGUGAUUGUUUCGGCAUCAGCAUCAAAUACGCCGCGACCUGUCAAACUAGAAGAAAUCCUUUCAAAAGAUAACCUUCAAGGUUUAUUAGAAAUCGACAACAGCGAUUGGCUCAUAUCCGAAGAUUACAAAGUUUUGGACACCAUUCAAAAUAUUCAGCAAUUACCACUAUCAUCCAUGUCAUUCUCGAGUACCGCCAAUGCUAACAAACCACAAUCGAUGUCGUCCAACACAUCUUUAUCGUCAUCACCAUUAUUACCAUCAACACUGCCAUCGUCGUCAGCAUCCUCAUCAAUGGUAAAUAAUACCACAAAUGCACUGACGCAGAAUUGGGAUUUUAUUUCUGAUAACGUGAAUCGUUAUUCGCGUGUGUUACGUACGCCCAAACAAUGUAAACACCGUUUUGAACAAGUUAUCGGUCCACGAGAAGAAGGUCGGGUCGUGUACGAUCUCAUCAAAAAGAAGAAACAUGUCAUAAAAGGAUCUGUCAAAAUGUCAGAUGAUAACUGGCAAAUGUUACGUACAAAUCAACUAUUUGUUCAUGAUAAUUGCCAGAAAUUAGUCCAAAUCUAUCAUCAAAAGUUCGAAAGUAUUUCUCAAUUUGAUCAGCAGCUAUCAUCAUUAGUCUAUUUAAAUAAAUUUAAACAAAUUCAAGCUGCUCAAGUUGCACAUCAUCAUAUGCGAGGCUUGAAACCGAGCUCACUGUUGCAAGAGAACAAUAUCAAUAUCGAUCUUCCAUUGGCACCUGGUGACGUUUCAUAUCAACGGUCAGAACGGGAGAAAGAAUUAAAACAACAGCAACAACAACAACAACAGCAACAGCAACAACAACAACAACAACAGCAGCAGCAGCAGCAACAACAGCAGCAGCAGCAGCAACAACAACAACAACAACAACAACAACAACAACAACAACAACAACAACAGCAACAACAGCAACAACAACAACAGAUCACUCAGCUUAUUACUGGCACUGUUCCUGCACAACAACAGAUACCCACUACACCCACUAGUAUUGAAACUAUCAAACAGCAACAGCUUUCAUCUGCGAGUGCCGUAUUGACACCAGCAAUGAAUUCUCGAAUCCGUCCAUCACUAUCACAAAAUACUCCUACAUCAGUCAAUGCAUCACCUUCAACACCUUUAUCGCUCAUUCAAACAUCAUCUCCAUCCAAUCCACCUACAAUUCAACGAACUGUUUCAAAUAAUAUCAUUGUUGCUACUAACGACCAUCAUAGUAUCACUUCAACUCGUUCGCAAAGCGCCACUUUACCACCUCGAUCGAGUCUUCCAUCUUCUACGGCCAUCAAUUCCACGUCUUCAUCAUCGCAAUCAUUGAUCCCGACUACUACUACUAUUGUUGGUCAAAGGCCAAUGCAAGUUUUACCAUCCAAUAAUUUGCCUACAAAUGAAGUAACUACAUCACAGCAGAAACAAACUGGAACUGUUCAAAUUUCUGUGAAUGAUUACCGCAAUGUCCGUGGUGUUUCACAACAACACCAGCAACAGCAGCAAACAGGUGUCAAUGCAACGCCAACUACGAAUCUUCAAGUUCGUGCACCAAAUAGUUUUACACGAAAUCAAACUCAAACACCUAUGCUAACUGCUCUCGAAGGCCGUUCUCAAACUCUAUCGUCUCCAAAAUCUCAACCGACACAACCACAACAGCGACCACCGUCAACCACGCCACGUCCACAAUCUAUCACACAAUCUCAGAUUGACUACCCUGUUCAACAACAAGUUAAACCUCUCACAUCGUCAACUUCUCAAUCAACUCUUCCGAUUGCUGUUGUUCGUCCAGCGCAACAUCCGCCGACAUCAAAUACUCCACCAGUGUCAAAUUCUCCAACAUCACCUUCGAACCUUCCUUCUGUCAAUAUCACUCUACCUUCAACAAACAAAUUAGCUACAUCAGUAAAUACAACAGGAGGCGCAACAACUAUAACAAAUAAUUCUCCUCAACAACUACGUACGACAACAACAACGUUUCUACCUAAUAAACAACAACCUACAUCCCAAACUCAAACAAUUCCAACACAAAUUCGACAGUUAAUUACAAAUACGGCUAACAACCCUCUGCAAACACAAUCGACAACGAAUGCGCAACGAUUAACAGAAGCUGCACAGCGUUCACCAACGAAUUUUCAACAAUUACUUACAUCACGCGCAGCCGCUCUAUCCGGUCAAGUCCGUAAUGUGCGUAUCGUAACAUUUAACGCUGGAACCACCCCAACGACAGGCAUUGGUGAUACAACAUCGACAACAACAAUAAAUCCAUCCCAAACAACUUUGCAACCAACAAAUAUUACUUAUAGUCGCGCAAAUUCAACUUCUACAUUAAUACCACGUUCAACAAUUAAUAUCGAACAAGACAUUUCACCUCAUAUAGCAGCACAAAUACAACGUCUUAAAUCAUUCGAAGUUACAACUACAGAUGCUAAUGAUCCAACCCAAGCUCCACGUGCAGUACUUGUUCCAGCACGAACAAUAUCUGGUGCAUCAACACCGUCGACAACAACUGUAGGUCCAACGGCCAAGAUCAAAUCUACAUCGUUAAUUGACCCAGCAGCGCUCGGCUUGACAGGUAAAACCUCUCAAGCUAAUUUUGUUCUUCAAUUACCAUCAAUAACAACCUCACCGGGUGGAGAUGAUCAAGCAACAACAAAUGCAUCUGGAUUAUUUCGACAAAGUCUGAUGCAACAGUUAAAUUUAAGACCAUCAAAUAUAAAUCAACGCGCUCAGUCGCCAACAACAAUUUCCAGCGCGACAAAUUCAAUGACUUUGAAUCGAUUAGUUCCCCAAUUUCAUAUUCGUACCACAGCUGCGCUCAGUUCUUCACCUACAACAACACAACUGUCAGCUGGGCAAGUUAUGAACGAACAAAUAGCGUCAUCAUCCCCUCCACCUGCCUCGUCUUCAUCUUCUACGACUUGA
This is a messenger RNA of Adineta ricciae, 7398 nucleotides long. The record is from the annotation of a GenBank genome assembly. Lineage: Eukaryota; Metazoa; Rotifera; Eurotatoria; Adinetida; Adinetidae.